Molecule: messenger RNA, 6161 nt
Organism: Saccostrea cuccullata (small rock oyster)
Lineage: Eukaryota; Metazoa; Mollusca; Bivalvia; Ostreida; Ostreidae
Product: E3 ubiquitin-protein ligase SHPRH-like
Exons: 33
Coding region: 150-5414 (1754 amino acids)
Biological process (GO): protein polyubiquitination; DNA damage response
Cellular component (GO): nucleus
Molecular function (GO): ATP binding; ubiquitin protein ligase activity; protein binding
Source: RefSeq, a predicted model, not a curated record
UGGAAAAAAUGUCAACAAAGCACUUGUCCAGUGGUUGCAGUUUUGUUGUGCACUGUCAAGUGUAAUCUGAUGGAUGACCAAUACAGCAGCAUUGAUAUUCCAGUAUAUAUUUAGCACACUGACACUUCCCAACCAAGAAUAAUAUAAAAAUGGUGAAAAGGAAAGGAAAUCCACAAAGAGCCUCAGAGGAGAAACAGAGAUGUUUGACUUGGAACAUGAUGGACUCACUUGGUGUGAGAGACCAUGGAGGCUCCAUGUCCAUUAUAAACGAUGACGAUCCAUGUCUCUUACAUGAACUUCAACAGUCAGCUUCUAGCUCCUCAAAAGAAAAACACAGAAAGGACCCUGAUCAACAAACUUAUCACUUCUCACAGGAUCUCAUGCAUGACAUGUUUAAUAUUAUUUUAAGGGAAUGUGUCAUGUAUGUGCCAAUUUUAAGCUCCAAGUGUCCUGAGCAUGAUGGAGGGAAGUAUUUUGAAAUAGGGACAUUUAAAGUAAAAAUUACAAACGAGAGUUUCACUCCAUCUGUACCAUCCCAGCUGCCGGAGUGCAGGGAAUAUUGGCUGUACAUCAACAAAAGCCACGGACAGGACACAGAAAAUACUGAUCAUAAUAUGCUGUACUUUGAAACGUGUGAAGUAGAUGAAAAUGAACCAAAGGAGACAAUUCAAAGAUUAUUCUGGUGUGCUGAAGUAGAUCUGCCUCUACAGGUCCUAAAAUCUUUAAGCGAGUGUAAGCUGCUCCAGUGUGUUGGUCGUUAUGACAACAGUCAAGCCCUCCUACACGUGACUGUGUUUGGGUCAGAGAGGUUGAUCACCAGACCAGCAUUUGCCAGUGAACCAGUCAAGUCCAAAGUAACCAGCACAGUUCUAAAGAAUGUCAUAGGAUAUUUCUUCUCCUUGGAACCACCAGACUACUCCCAUCUGCCAUGUGUCAGGAAUCAUGACAUAGAACAUCUGUACGCCGUGGUGAAACAGAGACAUGACGACACAGAGCUAGAGGUCAGUGUUGACGUACAACACGAUUGGCUGAGACCUGAACUCCGACCUUACCAGGUCAGGGGGGUGAAGUGGAUGUUACAGAAGGAAUGCUACAGUCAUCUGGAGGAGAACAAGCAUGAAGAUAAGAUCUUUCUCCACCCCCUGUACAGUGAGAUAGAAACAAAAGACAAACAGACACUCUACUAUAAUAUGCUUGGAGGAAGCUUACUGAGGAACAGACCAGUGUCUAUAACACCACCCCCUGGAGGGCUUUUAGCAGAUGAAAUGGGUCUGGGUAAAACUGUGGAAGUAUUAGCUUGUAUCAUCCUUCACCCACGACAGAAUGUGGAUCCACCCCAGAGAAUUACUACAUUGUCAGAAUAUCAAAAAAGUGAGAGACUUGGAAGUUCUGAUGCUGAAUUCACUUUGGAAGGUGUGAGGAAGGUGAAAGAAGAAUCAUUGGACCGUAGUAAAGGGCAAGAUAAUGGUCAUAUUAAAGGUCAUGAUGAAGGUUGUGUUAAUGGUCAAAUGCAUUUUUCAGAUGAUUUGAAUAUAAGUCAAAGUUUAGAUAAGAAAGAUGAUGUUUUGGAUUCUGAUAAAGGCGAUCACUGUACCUCAAAGCUAUCAGAUACGACCCAAGGUAUGGACACAGAUUUAGGUAAGCUCAGAGAUUUGCCUAACCAAAUACUCAGCAAUGAAUCCCAUUCCACUGACAAACAAUUAAACAGUCCAGAGAAUGGGUCUGUGGACACACAAACAACUAAUAACACAGACUUAUAUAACAAAUCAGGGAGAAAUUCUGAGAAAAUCCUUGUAACAAGUGAAUCUGGCCCUAACACUAACCUCCUCCACCCAAACAAUUCUGCUCCACAGACUGUCAUAGAAUCAGAUGGCUCCAACAGAGACAAAAGUGAAAGUUUGAACCAAGAUCAUUGUAUGGAUGGAGAGGUACAUAUGGAUGUAGACCUUGUAAAUAGUGUAGACUCAGGUACAAAAGGAAAUGGAGAUGUGGAAAAGUGUGCCGAUGAUAGUGUGAAAAAUUUACAUGGAGAUGAAUUAGAAAAUAUUGAAGAAGUAAGGAUGCAUGAUCAUCCCUAUAUGGAAAAUUCUCAAUCUGACAUUAACAAUACAGAACAAGUCCUUCCUCAGACUGAACAAAGUCCACAUUUAAAAUCAACAACAAAAUCAAAAAAGUCCAAAUCAAAGAGACAGAGUAAAGGCAAGGAUAAACCUCAUAAAGAGAAGACCUUGGUCAAGCGGAAAAGUACCAACAAGUUUGUAGAACUGGUGCCUGAGGACCAGUUUCGCAGUAAGAACAUUUUCGACUACACAGAGUCUGUUGCCCCCAGAAACUUCUUUGAGUGUAUCUGUGGUACAGCCAAUGACUCGAGGAAGGUCAAUAGGUCACGAACCCAGCUACACAGGGUUCAGUGUGUGACCUGUGGUCUGUAUCAGCAUGCGGAGUGUGUGGGUUAUGACCUUCAGGAUCCGUAUAGAGGGCAGUACAAAUGUCCUCACUGCCUCGUCAUAGCAGAGCCAAUCAAAUCAGGAGCCACAUUAAUUAUCUCUCCAGCAGCGAUUAGUCAUCAGUGGACAGAGGAAAUACAGAAACAUAUCAAAAGAGAGUCCCUCAGAGUCUUUGUAUACAAUGGUGUUAACAAACAGAGGUUUGUCCAACCCAUGAUGUUAGCCAGACAGGAUAUUGUAAUCACGUCGUACGAAACUCUCCGCAGCGAGAUCAACUAUGUGGACCUACCUCACAGUAACAGCGAGAAUGGCAGAAAGUUCCGACAUCCCAAGCGCUUUAUGGCGACACCUAGUCCUAUCACUGCUGUAGAGUGGUGGAGGAUAUGUCUGGAUGAAGCUCAAAUGGUGGAGUGUACCACAACCAAGACUGCUGAAAUGGCUCUGCGACUGAGUGCUGUGAACAGAUGGUGUGUAACAGGCACGCCAAUACAGAAAAGUAUCGAAGAUCUAUAUGGCCUUCUGCUGUUCCUAGGGGUGGAUCCAUACUGGGUAAAGCAGUGGUGGACCAAACUGUUGUAUGAACCUUUCUGCUACGGGCGGGAGGAAGCCAUGAUUGAUCUUGUCUCCCGGGUGAUGUGGAGGACGGCCAAACAUGACGUCCUGAAUCAGGUCAAUUAUGUAUGGAAUAUAACCAUCAGUAUCCGUGACUCGAUGAAGGUCAGAUUCGUACUUAUCUUACUGUGGCACUCUUUUAGAGUUAACAUUCCUAACAAAAAGCUGGAUAAUAAGAUUAAGCUCAGUAGCCUGGAUAGAGCCACAGCUAAUCAGUUGCUGGGUCCACUACUCAGACUUCGUCAGGCUUGUUGUCAUCCUCAGGCAGUCAAGGGAGAAUUCCUGCCUCUCCACCUCAGACGAAGUGCGAUGACGAUGGAGGAGCUGCUGGAGUCCCUCACUAAGAAGACAAGGACAGAAUGCGAGGAGAGUCAUCGAUUGUUGAUCGCAGCCUUCAACGGUCUGGCCGGCUGGUACAUCAUUAACGAACAGUUUGUUGAUGCUGUGGAGAUGUACAGGGAGGUCCUGAGGUCAGUUGAGGAUCACAAAGAUCGUUUCCGUACCGACGACCUCCAACAGCUCCAUGCCAUGUAUAACCUGGCAGAGAUACUGCAGUCAAAACCCGAGGGGGUCCAGCCAACACUCAGGGAUGGACAGCUCAAAGAACAGAUGGAGGAGCUGAAAGUGAAGUACCUGACAAAGUCGCGGACUGUGGUCCACUCUGUGAAUGACCAGCUGACCCCUGUUAAACAGAGUCUACAAGACCUGCAAAGAGAGUUUAUGGAGGGACAGGAAUGGUGGUUGGAGGUGAUUCAGUUAGCGGCUCAGAGAGAUAUUGAUGAUCGAUUGAUUGACCAUGUGAAAAACGACCUUAGUAACCAACAGACUAGUGUACUAUCAGUCUCCAUGGCAGGGGCAUUUCACAAUGUCUAUGGACUGGAGCUGGUGAUGCAGCAGAGGAUGAUGGCCCUGGAAUCAGCCUACGAGAAACUAAAGCAGGCCCUGAACAAGGUCACGGGAGAACCCUCCCAGGAUCUCAUCAACGAGACAGUGGAGUGCUGUCUGAGGCCGGUAGAGGGCGUGAAAAGCAGUUGUUCCUUCUGUAAAAUCCACCUCCUGUUUGAAGAUUACGAAGCCAAGCUGUUUUCAUUUCAAGAAAGAGCUUUUGCUGUGGCUGAGGACACGACAGAGGUUUCGUCUGGAUCUCGGCGUCAGGGCACCUGGGCCGACAGCGAGAUGGAGAGGGCACUCAAGAGUGUACUCAGCUUUGCCAGGAGUCACGCAAUGGACAGGGAUCUUAUUCAUUAUGGACAGACACACAUUGAGAUCAUGGACAAGCUGAAAAAGGAAUUCAAAUUACUGCGAGUGUUGUGGAUUGAGUGUAAGGCUCACGUUUCUUCGUUUGAUGAGCUGAGUAUGGCCACAACCAGACUGAGAUUGAGGUUACCAGACGAACCAAAACCAGACAACAACCAGCUCAACAUUCUAGAACCCGCAGAGCUGGAUCAACACAAAUUAAAGUUGUUGUCAGAAAAGACAAUCAGUGAGAACGAACUCCGAAAAAAAUUAGGACAGCUCCUCUAUCUACAGAACCUGGCCAAGGCACAAUCAAGCAAUGAGAGCGGGGAAAAUCCUGACCUUUGCCCUAUUUGUCAAAAAGAGCUCGGAAAAGAGUGGUGUGUUUUACACUGCGGUCACUGUUACUGCCUUGACUGUAUCAGAGUUCUGUGUGAACAGUAUAGCUUCGGGGGCCGUAAUCGUCUGGUCAAGUGUGCUGUCUGCCGGGAGAAAACGUACCACAGUGACAUCUCCUAUGUCAGCACAGUCAAAUCAGAUGAAGAUAAAGAUGUAGAGACAAGGGUACAGGGAAGUCACUCCACUAAGAUUAUUGGGAUUAUUCGAUGUCUGAAGCAGAUAAAGAGAGAAGACCCUGGUGCCAAAGUCCUGCUGUUUUCCUCUUGGACAGACAUUUUGAACAUCCUGGUACAAGCUUUAGAGGAGAAUGAGAUCACCUUUAAAACACUGUUUUCUGGAAGUAAAUUUCAGAAAAAUUUGGCUGCCUUCAAGUCAGAUGAGAACAUAACAGUGUUACUUCUUCCAAUUCAUUCUGGAGCGAACGGACUGAAUCUGAUAGAGGCUACGUAUGUUCUACUGGUGGAACCCGUGCUGAACCCUGCACAGGAGUUACAGGCCAUCGGACGAGUACACAGAAUAGGACAGACCAGACCAACCCAGGUCCACAGAUUCGUGAUCCGGGGGACGAUAGAGGAGAAGAUGUACAAAAUGUUAAAAUCAGCCGAGGCCACCGCCUCCAGUCACGAUACAGAGGAAAACUGUCUCACCGUGGGGGAUCUAACUUCUCUCCUGAAAGAGGAGCGGGAGGAGGAUCCAGGAGAAAACUCUCAGACUCUAUGACAUCUCAGAUUAUUGUUUUUUAUCCUUUUGUAAAGCAACAACAGUGAUUAGGAAUUUCUAAAUGUUCUUUCUUUCACAUGGACCAGCUUUUAAUUGGAACAAGAUGAGGACCAAAAUAAUAUGUUCUAGUAAGAUCAGGAAGUUGCCAUAUAGAUGAAGUGGCUUGAAUUAGAUAUUAUAGUAAAGGUGUAUCCUUUAUGAAUUUACACAGUGAACCUCAUAUUGAGGGCUGUAUAUACUUUUUAUCUGUAUACGUGUAGCUGUACUCUAGUAAUGUUACACUUAUCAAUACAAGUUAUAUGUUUUUAUUACAUACUUAGUAAUAAAUACAGGAUUUUUGCAUAUGCGAUAUGCCUGACAUCACAAUAGCUGUAUCAGCCCUGCAGGGCUGAUAUGGAUUUGUGGGGCUGGUAUGGAUUUGCAGGGCUGAUACGGAUCAAUAUUACACCCUUAGUAAAUUAAACCUAAAAAAAAAACAGUAACUUUUUGAAUGUAAGGAUAAUCUGAUUGACAAAUAGAUUAUUUUCAAAUUACGGAUCGGGGACAUUUGAAAUAGAAGUACAUGUAGAAACAAUUCCAAACCAUAUGAGACAAAAGACCGUGUAAAUUGUAAGAAUUCCAUGCAUGAUUAUUAACUUAUUUUCUUCUCUACUGAAAGCGUUUAGUAUUUUAUUACUAAGUAUGUAGUAAACAUAAAAAACAUACCCUUUUCCACAUCACAUCCUGUAUCAGCCCUCGACCAUUAUC